AUGUGGGACUUUUAUAACGACAAAGUGAUUUUCCUCACGGGGGGCACAGGCUUCGUGGGAACUGCAAUUCUAUAUAGACUGUUCACUCAAGCCAGCCCCCGACGCGUGGAAAGAAAGGCCGAUGAAAUAUGGCGUGAGAUCCUGUCUGAAUCCGUUUCGCAAUACUUUAUUAAUAACCCUCGGAUCACAAUCGUCUGUGGCGACCUGAAGAGCUCAAACUGGGGACUAUCCGAUAUGGAUUGGAAAUGCCUCCAGGAAUCAGUCAACAUAGUAAUUCACGCCGCAUCAUCAAUUAACUUGGGGGCACGUCUAGAGAAAAUGGACGGCUUAGUGAUAUCACCAACGAUGUUUUUGGCAGACAUGACUCUGCAAAUGCAAAGCUUUCAAAACUUUGUUUUUGUCUCGACCGCGUACUCGAAUGCGCAUCUUUGGAGCUUAUCUAAAGAGGACGAUGUGCCGGUUGAAGAAUCCUUAUACAGCUUCGACACUGAUCGCUUGGUCUCCGAGCCUCAAAAAGACUCAUGGAAAUACAUCACUCAAGGCGCGACCGAAGAAUGGGCCGAAAUACAGCGAACAGCCACGACCAAUAUUUGGGAAACUUUUGACUUUCCUUGGGCAUAUGCGUACGCAAAGAAUCUUACGGAGAGGCUUCUGUUCCAGAAGUUCGGAGAACACGAUGCUCUGGAAAAGCUUUUAAUACUCAAGCCAUCCAUCAUCUCACCAGCGAAAGUCUUCCCGUAUCCCAAUUAUGCGAGAGCAUCGUCAACACCUGCCGCAGGGUUCGAAGCUGCCAUCAACCUUUCAUUUGGAAGACGUUUCCGCUUCGCGUCGCGAGCCUCCACUCCUUACAAGUCUAUUUUGAAUGAAGUUCCUGUGGAUGUUGUUGUGGACCGACUCCUCGUCCACCUAGCAAAUGGAACAAGCGGAAUCGUCCACGCGGUCAGUAGUAAGGAAGACCGGCUAUCGAUAUUCGACUUUGUACUGCCAAACUUCGCCAGCGAGCGUCGCAUUCCCUGGAAGAUCAAGCCUGAGUGUUCAUCUUUGGAUUGGCAUUCAAAAGACGUACAUUUCGUGAACCGGAUUUUCAAGUUGGUUGGGACGUCGUUUGAUUUCAAGGAGACGAAAACGGAGACACUCCGGGCCGUUCUGACUGAUCGGGAAAGAGAGGGCCUGAUACUAUUUACAGAUGGAUAUUUUCCUGAUUUCAAGCAGAGAAGAGGGAUAGUGCGUCAGAUGGGGCUUGUGUUUGGUCGGAAACAGCAUGUUCCAUCCUUUCUCGUCAAACUACUCUUACCUCCAAGCAAACAAAGGCCAGAGAUACCGUUACCAAUGGGUUUUCAGGAGGAGAAUAUAGUCAAAUCCUAG
Molecule: messenger RNA, 1365 nt
Organism: Penicillium odoratum
Lineage: Eukaryota; Fungi; Ascomycota; Eurotiomycetes; Eurotiales; Aspergillaceae
Exons: 2
Coding region: 1-1365 (454 amino acids)
Biological process (GO): long-chain fatty-acyl-CoA metabolic process
Cellular component (GO): peroxisome
Molecular function (GO): alcohol-forming very long-chain fatty acyl-CoA reductase (NADP+) activity
Source: RefSeq, a predicted model, not a curated record